AUCAUAUGUGCAGGGGCCAAAAGGAACAUUUAGUUGAGGUAGCCAUGGCACAAGUAUCUUGGGUUCUUCUUUUGGCGACCGUUUUAUCGAGUCUUAACCCCGUGUAUCCAGAUCCUUGUUCUAAUUAUAAGUCUAUUAACGAUCCUUACCGCAGUGCUGUCUACCGACGAGGAAAUCAUGAGGUAGCCAUAUGUGACAACAUGCUUUCUCCAGGCUGGUAUAGGUUCACUAGUAUAGUUGGAGGACAAAUACCAACCACAAAACCAGAACCACAUUUCUGUGGUACAGUAGCACCAAUAUGGAUGAGAGGAACACAUCCUGUUACCAAAGGACAAGUCUCGAAUGUCACCGCAUGUACUAACUUUAACAAUAGAGGUAACGGCUGCAAAUUUCGGCUGCUUAUAUCGGUCAAAAAUUGUGGAUCGUUUUUCGUAUAUUAUCUAAAGCCGAGCAGAGGAUGUUCCAUGGCUUACUGUGCAGGUAAUUUGUUGCCAUGUCCAAAGGGGCAGAUGGGAAUUGUUCCAAACUGCACAGUUUCAGUUGUUAUGCCGUUUCCAUAUCAUCUUGUUCCAACACCAAACAUCACAGCUUUGGCUCAUGACAAUCUUGAAGCUAGUUUGCGAUGCAACUUCGUUUUUCCUCUGUGGAAGAACGUAUCAUUUUACGUCGAGUGGUUUGCUGAUGGACGUUCGAUUUCAAAUGAUACCUCAAUUUGUGAAAACCAAAUUCCCGACGGUGAUGUUCCACCAUGUACCCAAAGACAUACUGAAAUCGGAACAAGAACUAGUACUCAAACUUUUCGAGCUGGCCACAGGGUUCGCUGUAGACUUCGUAUGAAAUACUCAACAAGUACACAAAACAAAUGGACAACACUUUGGAGAGACAGCGAUUAUUUCUAUGUUGGCAUCGAGGUUACUCCAUCUCAUAUUCAAAUAGAUGUCAAGGAGUGUGACAAGGAUACRACAAAAACCGUCUUCUUUCGACCAACUAUACCCGUUUUGCCCGAACGGCAUUCAGUCAUCGAUCAUGUUCCUGUUCUCAUAUAUAUACCAUCCAAAUUUUCAAACCAGGAUCGGCAAAGUGCAGUGGACAGUUGUCAAAUAAAAAUGAAAGGCACAGAGAUAAAAGAACUUAAGAUCAAAGGAAUCUGUGACAACCAAGACGAUCCAGCUAAUUCCGUACUGGAGUACCAUUUUGGUAUUUUGAGCACACAUCCAUUUUGGGGCCUAUACAGAUUACCAUCUCUAAGGGUAUCAGUUAGAAACACUGCAACGAAGGAAUGUCAUAGCGUAAGCGAUCCACGUUACGCGACAUUUGAUGGAACCGGCUACUCUAUGAUGGAACCUGGUGUCUACGUUCUUUUUAAAGAUAGAAGGCGUAACGUUGAGAUUCACUCCCGGGUGUGGCUUUGUAGUCCUAGUGUUACAUGUAACUGUGGUGUAGCAAUACGAGAAGGUAAUGAUGUGAUCGAGGUUAGUGUUUGUCAUUCACUACGUACUUUCCACGAACCAAAUCGACUUAGAACUAUGGUUCGUAGCACUGGCCCACUUGCCCGUGGAAUGCACAUCUACCGUCAAGGAAGUGGAAGCUCAUCAACUACUGAUGUGAUUCUGCCAUCUGGUAUUCGAAUCAAAAUUAAACGCUAUGGCUGGGGAGUUAGUCUAUUCGUCAAUGCGUUUCAAGAGAACUCUAAAAGCAUUCAAGGACUUUGCGGAAAUUUUAAUAACGACCCAACUGAUGACUUUAACAACGGAGGAGACAAACAAAACCAUGCAGAUUCUGCUUCUUUUGCAAGAAGUUGGAGGAUAACUUCACGAAUGAGUUAUUUCGAAGCAUUACCACCAGUUGUAAGCGUACCAGUAACAGGACAGUCGUGUUUUUGCCCUACUGGAAAAACCACACACGAUGUAGAAGAGUGUGACGACACAGUAAACUACUUCCAAAACUUCGAUAACCACCAGGGAGAAGAUAUCACACAAAAUUUGGAUCGAAUCGCAAGGUCUGUGCGAGAGACCACAUAUACAGACGAUAUCAUUGAGUAUGAAGUAAAAAGUUUCUUCGAAGAUAGCGAAGAGGCGCACUUUGCUGAAGCACGAAUACGUUCUAAAAGACAAAUAGAAGAGGGAGGUUUUAUGUCUAAAGAAAAUGCCACCAAAUAUUGUAAAAAAGCUAUAGAAGGCUCGAUUGGGGGAAAAACAUGCAGUAACUUAGUCGGAACCAAUCUAACAGGAUUCAUUAUGGAGUGUAUUGAAGAUUUGACGAUAACUGGCGACACACGUUUCGUUGAAUCGGCCUUUGAUUCCAUGAAGAACGGGUGUGAAGAAAAGGCCCUGCGAAAUGUGUCACUUUUUAAAAGAGACUCGAGYGGAAAGCUUAGGCCACCAGAGGAAAUAGGCAAUGUAUUGUGUCCUAACGAUUGCAAUAACCAUGGUAACUGUACAAACAGAACGUGCAUCUGUGAGGAAGGAUAUACGGCAGCUGAUUGCUCGAUGGCCGUCAACACCAUUCCUGAACUUUUGGGGAUCUACGACGGUGGCUUGUGUGACAUUCGCCGAAGACCUUGUAAAAAGACAGACAUAUUUGGACAAGAUUUCCUGGACUCAGAAAACCUAACCUGCCAUGCCCAGGAAUUUAAGAUCAUGCCAGGCAAUUGGCGUCCAAAGGCGUAUACGAUGAAGUUUCCUGGARAAAAGGUGGAUUUAUUUGCAGUAAAGUGCAACCUUCCAGAACCACCGACGAUACUGGGUGACUAUGACCACGAGGGGACCCCCGUAGGGGGACUUUUGAUAUCUGUGUCAAACGAUGGUGUACAUCCCAGUCAGCAGCAAGUGAGAUUUGUUUCAUAUGACUCCAUUUGUAUAACGUGUAACAAGUCAAGCAACUGCUCUUUAAGGGACGAUUCUUGUGUAAUCAAUGGACAUUGCUUUGCGGAAAAUCAAGGUAAUCCACGUGACUGGUGCCUAAAAUGCAUGCCGGGACACUCACAGUAUAGUUGGACAUCGAGAUUAGAUAAUCAUCCACCACAGUUUGCAAAGAAUCAAUCUACCCGAUACGCUAUCUAUGGAGAGUACCUUCCAUUGCAGUUGAAGGCAACAGACCCUGAUAACCGUCCUGUUACAUACUCUCUGAUAAGUUCGACUGCUACUGGUUAUACAUUCAGUCCUACUGGUCUGUUGACAUGGAAAACGAAUUCACGAACUAACCAACAGUUUGCGUUUAAAGUCACUGACGAGUGUAACGCUACUGAUUCCAUAACCAUCACUAUACGUAUUACUACUUGUCCGUGUCAAAAUGGAGCCAAAUGUUCACCCCACCCCUACUACCCACGGGGGUCUGGUCAGUACUAUUGUAUCUGUCCUCAAGGAUUUACUGGGGAUCGAUGUGAGAAGAAUAUUGACGACUGCGUAAGAGUGAAUUGUGGAAACGGUACCUGUGUUGACGGAGUAAAUAAGUACGCAUGUCGCUGCCAUGUUGGUUUUACGGGUUCCCUGUGUGAUCAACGACUGACUCGCUGCACCAAUCAGACGUGUUUCCCUGGUGUCACGUGUACAGAGAUUUCUGGUGGAGUAUCCUGUGGACCUUGUCCUGUGGGAUUCUCUGGGGAUGGGAAAACAUGCCUAGCCCAAACAACAACAAAAAGACCAACAACAUCACAGUCGUCGACAACCAAAGAAGCGAAAACAACCACAUUACGAUCUACCACAAAAUCUCGGACAACCACCGAACAUGUGGAAACGUCUACAAACCGACCUUUAACAAAAACAACAGUAGAGCAAGAAGAAACAACAGCUUCAGUGACUGAAACGCCAGCCACUUUUGAAACAUCAAGGUCCCCUUCCGCCACAGAACAAGUCAUUACAACUGAGGUUCCAGAAAAUCAAGUUACAAAAGCCGAAAUUCGCAUCUUAAAAGAAUGGACGGAAGAAUAUAGAGUAAAAACGAGUAAAGCUUACAUCGAUCUUGCACAAUACGUGGAAAACGAGAUUCAAAAGCUCUUCAAGAAAGCAAAAGAUAGCUAUUUUAAGAGCGUUACUGUAACUUCGAUCAGGCCAGGUAGCAUAAUUGUUGAAUUCCAGUUGACUUUCACAAAGGAGACCGCUGACCCUCUUAAGCAACUAAAGGAAGAAAUUAAAGAUGGAGAAAUGGGUAGUCUAAAAGUGGACCCUACCUCACUCAAAAUCAAAGAAGAGCGUUCAUACCGCGAUAAGACACCAGAGAAAGACAAUAACGUGAUGCUAGUCCUUGUGAGUGUGUUGAUUGGUAUGGUUGGUAUGGCUUUCCUUGUUGCUGUUGCAGUGAUUGUGCAUAGAAAGCUUAAGCGCCGUCCUGCCAUCAAUCCAAAUCAACUACCUUAUCUCAGCAAUGUCGAACUUAAGGAUAUGGAUGCGUGUCCAAAUGCUUACGAUAAUGUUGAAAAGGAGAUGGAUGAGUGUGCACAACACAUUUACAACGAAGUUCAACCCAAGGAGAUGGUCGUGUCUCCACAACACAUUUACAACGAGGUUGGACCCAAGAAGGUGGAUGUGUGUCCACACGCCUACGAUAACGUUCACUUCCAAACGUACGACCAAGAAAUAAAGAACACUUGAAAGACUUUUCUUAAUAGUCCCUUUCACAGUUCCCUGCGGCAUCUUGAAAGGUAGCCGUGCCUUUACAUCGAAGCGAGAUGAACGGGGAGCUUGCAAUGAUAGAGACCUUUUUUAAACACCUUGGACAAUUAUUCCUAUGUCUCUAUCAUUGCAAGCUCACCGUUCGUCUCGCUUCAAUGCAAAGGCACGGCUAACUUGCAAGAUGGCGCAGAGAACUGUGAAGGGGAUUGUUAGUUUUGCGAGGGAGAAGACUGAUCGAUAUAAUGCAUCAAAUAGUCGAUUAUUUCACAGUAUAAUCCAUGCUCAGCUUUGAUAGAUAAGCUAUUAAGUAUAAUGUUAUCUUAAUUUUUAGCCGCAGCGUCAGUUUAUGUCAUUAAUAUAUAAAAACCUAGCAAACUGUGCCCUUACUUUGGUCAGCCCAGAGUUUGUUUUAGGGUGUCGAUUUUUUGAAGUUAGUCAUCGUACAAGUUGAGAUUUUAAUUAUUUUCUAUAAGAUCRAAUUAAUCACAAUAGACAAAUCAAUCCAUAAACAUAUUUUAGCUAAAAGUCGCUGUUUUAUAGUGUCAGAUGUUUGCUAUCAGUAUAAUUGUACUGAACAAAUUAACUUUUCAUUUUA
Molecule: messenger RNA, 5205 nt
Organism: Actinia tenebrosa (Australian red waratah sea anemone)
Lineage: Eukaryota; Metazoa; Cnidaria; Anthozoa; Actiniaria; Actiniidae
Biological process (GO): anatomical structure development
Cellular component (GO): extracellular region; cell surface
Molecular function (GO): signaling receptor binding; calcium ion binding
Source: RefSeq, a predicted model, not a curated record